Molecule: messenger RNA, 945 nt
Organism: Colletotrichum costaricense
Lineage: Eukaryota; Fungi; Ascomycota; Sordariomycetes; Glomerellales; Glomerellaceae
Exons: 2
Coding region: 1-945 (314 amino acids)
Cellular component (GO): nucleus; cytosol; cytoplasm
Molecular function (GO): arginase activity; manganese ion binding
Source: RefSeq, a predicted model, not a curated record
AUGCUCACGUCGAUCCGUCUCAUCGUUGCACCAUACCAUGCGGGCAUACCAGACCUUCGUGUGGGCGGGGGGCCUAGGCAUCUUCUUGCACAUGGCCUUGUAUCGAAGCUCGAGCGCUUUGCCCCAGUUAACUUCAGCAACAUCGCUCCGGUAGAUGAAUUCGAGGGCGACAUCGGCAAGACUUUUGAGGUCAUGCGUCGCAUCUCCAGAGCAGUGUCCGUCGCGUCUUCGGAAAACGCAUUUCCCAUCAUCCUAUCAGGAAAUUGUAACGCAACAGCGGCAGCCGUCGCUGGCCUCAACGAUGCAAAUCCGGCCAAUGACCUCUCUGUUCUCUGGUUCGACGCUCACGAUGAUUUGGAUACACCAGAGAUCCAUACGAGCGGCUACUUGGACGGCAUGGCCGCGUCUAUGAUGUGCGGCACAAGUUGGCAAGCUUUAUCUCAGACGAUGCCUGGACACCAGCCUCUUCCUUUAGAACGGGUAUCGUUCAUUGGCGUUCGACAUAUUUCCGACAGUAAGAAAGAUUAUAUGAAGAAGUCCAACUUGAGAACCAUUUGGGGAAAUGCAAGUAGCAGAGUUGAUUACAGGGGUGAAGUUGAGAAGCUGCUCGCCGAAAGCCAUGACAGCCGGGUGCCGUGUCACAUACACUUAGACGCGGAUGUGCUGGACGACUCCCUUGGACGUGCAAACGAGUGGCCUUCUCCUGGAGGGAUCAUGGCGGAUGAGCUGUAUGCGAUCAUGGAGACAAUUCCCUUCAGAGUUAUGCCUACUUCAUUGACCGUGUGUUCGUACGACCCUCGGUUGGAGGGAGGAGACACUGUUGCGCGUCUCCUCGUACAAGCCAUCGAAGUGGUCGUUCGAGGUGUCAAUUUCACCUGGAGCAGGGCCGAGGACGAGCAGCUGAUGCACAUCACCACCGCCGCUGAUACCAGCACGGUUGGAUAA